Molecule: messenger RNA, 11335 nt
Organism: Podarcis lilfordi (Lilford's wall lizard)
Lineage: Eukaryota; Metazoa; Chordata; Lepidosauria; Squamata; Lacertidae
Source: the annotation of a GenBank genome assembly
AUGGCGGCGGCGAGGAGGAGUCUCCUGCAGAGCGUGAGCAGCCGAGCCUGUUCUAGGGGGGCGCUAUGGGCGGGAGCUCUCCGGGGCCAAGGGGAGGGUUCGGGGCCCCUGGGCUCCCCUCUCGAGGAUGCGGCUUGGGAGCACAAGGCGAGGGUGGCAGCCUGGGAGCGAGAGAGGGAGGGUGCGAGAGGUGGGUUCGUGUAUCUGUGCAAAGCAGGCAUGGGGAGCCUGUGGCCCUCCAGGUGUUUUGGGACUCCAGUUCCCAUCCCAAAGCAGGGACACAUGGAGAGAGGUAUGGUGGGAGCUGGAGUCCACCAGCCUGUGGAGGGCCAGGUGCAAAGAAAGAGGCGUGUUGCUCUCCUGCCAGAGCCAAAGAAAAACAGGGCGCCUUGUGCCUUUAAUAACGAGAUCAAGGGAAGGUAUUUGGGACAGGUGCAGCUCACAACGGGAGCAUUGAAAAAAAGCUGCACUUGUCAGUCACUCUCUGCAACACGGUGAUAUAAGUUCUGCUCUCCUCUGCUUCUGGUUAACCAGCUCCAAGGAUGGGAGACUAUGACCCUCCGGAAGUUGUUGGACUCCCAUCACCCCCUCCAUCCCCAGUGCCAGCAUGGCCCAUGAUGGGAGCUGUGGUCUCCACAAAAUGGGCGAGGCAGGGGGACAGGUUCUCUGUCCCUCUCCUGUUCCCUCUACCAUCAUCAUUAGCACCACUAGCUGCAGAGAGUGUAGGACGGGUGUAAGGAUGCCAGUGCCAAACUCCUAAAGGGUUUGUUGAGUUGCAUGGAAGAAGUAAUUUCUUCAGAGGCUGCUGCUUCUCCAGUUGCCAUACCGUGAUGGAGAAAAGCUGCCCCUGGGAAAUUUUUCUCAGCCUGGGGUUUGAGAUGUGUGUCAGGGGAAAAACACCGAUGUAAGUCAGAAGUUAAUGGUCCCCAGAUAGGAAGUCUGUGGUUGUAAUUAUUUGUCAAUAUGUAUCUGGGAAGAGCAGAGAGGUGGUUUCCUCAAUUCCUGAUGUUUUGCUCAGCAGAAGGUGGUCUCUUUGAGGGGAAUAAGCUCCUCCUUUCCUCAAUUUUUUUGUGGUAGGGAAAGGAGGGCAUAAUAGAAGAAUUGAAAUCAAAGGUGAUGCCCACAAGAUGUGCUUAUUUAGUACUCCUGGUCCUCACCAUUCCCAUAUGCUUUGCUCAAGUCCCCUUGCCUGUGACUUCUCAUCUGUCUAUACUCCAGAAAAGGAUCACAGUAGGGUUCCUGAGGACUGCAUGGGGUACCCCAGCAUAUCUGUGCACUGGUGCCUGUCCAACUUUGUACCAGCUUUUCAGAGCCCCUCUUUCAAAUUUGUGGAUUAAUGCUAAAAUAUUGACCCUAAAGCAAAAGUAUGUGCGACUGUGUGUCUCUUGAAUGUACAGAGAGAAUUGUGCAGGUGUUUCCAACCCAACCCAGUGUGGCCCACCAAACUGAAUGCAUUCAUCAGCUAUGUAUGGCAAUCUGUCAGAACCUAGAUCAGGGAUCCUAAAUUUAUGUUCACUGCCAUCCCUACAGGGUUUAGUUGGACUUUGGAGAGCCAAUCAACUAAGGAGAUUUCCCCCUUCCCAGUAGAUGUAGGGAGGAAAGCAGGGACACAUUCAUUAGCUUGCUAGAUAGAAGACUGACAUGUACCUUGGCAAGCAGUUUGUGAGUCUCAUGGCUAGAUCUUUUGGAUUUAGCGGGCCUUGGAAAACAGUGUUUCUCAAAUCCCUGGCGAGCCACAGUACAAGGUGGGAUGUGUUCAUUUAGUGGGGUGUGCAGACCUUUUUCAGAUGUUGGCUUUCCUCAGCAAAUCAUAGUCUUUCCAUGGAUGACCAGCAUAAUGACAUGCCAAAUAUCCACAUGCGAGCAGGAAAUUGGGCCACCGCAUCCCAAUCACUUGGGGAUGCGGGUGGUGCUGUGGGUAAAACCUCAGUGCCUAGGACUUGCUGAUCGCAAGGUCGGCGGUUCGAAUCCCCAUGGCGGGGUGAGCUCCUGUCGUUCGGUCCCAGCUCCUGCCCACCUAGCAGUUUGAAAGCACCCCUAAGUGCAAGUAGAUAAAUAGGUACCGCUUUAUAGUGGGAAGGUAAACGGCGUUUCCGUGUGCAGCGCUGGUGCUGGCUCACCAGAGCAGCUUCGUCACGCUAGCCACGUGACCCGGAAGUGUCUUCGGACAGCGCUGGCUCCCGGCCUCUUGAGCGAGAUGAGCAUGCAACCCUAGAGUCGGACACGACUGGCCCGUACGGGCAGGGGUACCUUUACCUUUACCUUUUUAUCCCAAUCACUGCUGGUCCAAAGGUACUAAAAAGAUUAGUAUGUAGUGAGAGUAAUGGUUGUGCAAAAUCAGUGACAGUAGCUCCAAACCCAUGCAAAACAGGUACCUCUUGUACAAAAUUCUUCGUAUGAUGCUUCUGCGGAAACUGAUAUCUGAAUGACCCCUUAUACUCCCAUAGUUCUGUAGAAGGACAGAUUGAUGUCACUUCUUCCGCAGGCCAUGUAUAAGUACAGAGGGAUGGUACAAGUUCCCUACUGCGGGGGUGGGGGACCUUUGGCCCUCCAGAUGUUGCUGAACUACAGCUCCCAUAAGCCUUGACUAUUGGCUGUGCUGGUCAGGGUUGAAGGGAGAUGUCGUUCAGCAAUAUCUGGAGGGCCAAAGGUUCCCCACCCCUGCUGUACUGGGAAAGGAAUGUUACCCUUUCCCCUUGCAGAGAGAGCUGGUUUACAUCCCCACUGCUCUGUAAACAAGAGUUGUGGCGUCCUGAAAGGCAGCUGUUUAGAAGGCACAAGGAAAGUGUUCAGAAAUAUGUACCAAAAUAAUCCGAAUUAUGCGCAGAGAAGCAUCUAUGUGGCAAGAAAGCUUUACUUCUCUAGUUACAGUCAUUAAAAUGCAUCAAACGUAUCUGGCUUUGCUAUGAAGAACCAGCUGUGUAUCUGAAAUAUGUUUCACGUAUCUUUUGGAACCUAAUGCUAGAUGAAUUUUGUGUGUGCUUAAUUUGUGGGAAGAGGUAUGAGUGAAGGAGGACAAGGAAGCUGGGUUAGCAAAGAAGCAGCAGGAGGAGAAGUGUGGGCAGGUAAAAUAAAGUAUAUAACUAAAUAAAAAAGAAAGGCAACAAAGGGAUCAGCUGCAAGUGGGAAAGGGGACUCAAUAAGAGUUUGUCAGCUAUCUUAAAGUAGCACCCUAAUUGGGAGGCUAACUCUUCAGCUGAUGUAUAGUCAUUAUCCUUGUGGCUUUUGCUGGAAGAAGUUCAUUGGGGCUUCUUUCUUACUCUGUUAUUCAGGAGCAGCAACCAAGUUGGACAGAUGACUUGCCUCUUUGCCAGCUCUCCGGUGUGGGUUCAGCUCCUAACCGUUCCUAUACCACAGAUGGAAAGGGGACAGAAAUUCACCCCUUAGAGGAUAACUGGCUGAAAUUCAGGUAAGCAGCCUGUAGAUUUGGGUGGAGCAGGGCAACAGAAAUAAUGGCAUUCAUUCAACAAGCCCACUUUAACCCAGUAAUAUUUUUUUGUAGGGGAGGCCAAACUCCCAUCAGCCCCAGUUAGUAUGACCAAUUUGGCAAUGAUGAUGAGAGGUGUAUUUCUGCAACACCUGCAGGGCAUCACAUUAGAAACUGCUAAUUUAUUGAAUGACCUGUGGGCCAGGUUUUUACUCCCAAACCACAGGCUGAAUGCCAUGCCUUUAAUCGUCCCUUCCCAACCUGACCCUCUUUGGCAGGAGUGAAAAUGACUGCUACCUCUAUGGGGUCUUCAAUGGUUAUGAUGGCAACCGGAUCACCAAUUUUGUGGGAGAAAGACUCUCCGCAGAGCUCCUGUUGGGCCAGCUGAAUGCAGACCAUGAUGAUGCUGAUGUGCGCAGAAUACUGCUGCAGGUAAUGGAGUUUUUUCUUUGGAAAAAAUCAGUCAUAAAUUGGUACUUGUUGUUGUAAUUAAAAGCUCCUGAGUGGUUUGUAAAACAUGCAAAGUUUUGAUGUUUUAUGCAGGGAGAAAUAAGUUUGGGAGAUUCUGUGUAGUUAGCAGUUCAAAGCUUCUGUUCUAAUACAUAAUUUUGUGUUGCCUACCUUCUGGGCCUCCUCAGGCUUUUGAUGUGGUGGAAAGGAGUUUCCUGGAGUCCAUUGAUGAUGCACUAGCAGAGAAGGCCAGCCUCCAGUCCCAGCUGCCAGAGGUAACUUCUCUUCCUAGCCUUAAGGAAACAUCAUUGAAUUCAGGAAGCAGUAACAGUGCAUUUUCUUCUUGGAAGGACCUUGGAGCCUGCUGAACGAAUUUGAAAGUGUGUGUUGGGAGGCAGGUGGCAGCAAAACAGGCUUACUCCCGUUUGCAGCAUUUGAUGUUUCAAACUCCCACCUUCAUUGGUGCUUUUUGAAGAAUUGGUGGUGGUCUCAGAAACACUUAAUGGCAGAGAGGUUAAAAUUGGGACCUGCCAGAGUUGAUGUGGCUCCUGCAGUCUGGGGUGGGAAACAGUCAGUGCAGUGACCUCAUCUGUUCAUUUUGCACAAUAGGCACUAAACUGCAUCCUUGUACUGCUCGCUGAAUAAUACAGAAGGGAUACCACUCCUUUGGUUUCCUGGUUUCAAAAUCACUAAAGUGAAUUUCAGUCCCCACUUCACCUAUAAAGCGUGCCUGUAUGGCGAGAAAAAAAUCCUUUCACAACCCUGAUGAAAGUAUUUUAAGGAGUGGCUGAUCUAUGUUGAAUGAAAUACGUUCUGUAUUAUUUAAGAGCAGGCAUAGACAAACUCCGGCCCUCCAGAUGUUUGGGACUACAAUUCCCAUCAUCCCUAGCUAACAGAACCAGUGGUCAGGGGUGAUGGGAAUUGUAGUCCCAAACAUCUGGAGGGCCGCAGUUUGCCAAUGCCUGUUUAAGAGUAAUCUGCCUAGAGCCUGUCAUGACACUGUACAGCUGUUUUAAUGUGAAAAUGACAGACUCCUGUAGUCCCUUAAAGGCUACUGCAUUUGUUAUGAGACCAGCUUUUGUAGACUAGUGCCCGGUUCACCAGAUGCCUGAAGCUGGCAGGUAUCUAUACACCUGGGUGGAGGUGUGCAAAAAGUGGGAUCAAAUGUUUUGGGUAUGUCUAGAGAAGGCUUCAGAAAUGCUGCACUGAUAAAUUUUUACACAGGCUUCCACAACCCUGUAUUCUAGGGGGUGCCCCAUCACCAGCUGCCUUCCCAGUACCAGAAAAUCAUGGAACGGCUGAAGGCUGUAGAAAAGGAGAUCUCUGGAGGGGCCAUGGCUAUUGUGGCAGUCAUCCUCAACAACAAGCUCUACAUCGCCAAUGUAGGUGUGUUCCUCUUCAAUGCCGUUUUUUAUUUGGGCACUUCCUGGUCACAGCACUGAAGGAUGAAGAGUUAGAGCAGUUGCAGUUGGGUUACUUUAUCCUCUUUGUACAAGAGUAAUGCUUCACUGACAUCCUUACAGAGCCACUAAACCUAGUUGCCUGGGUAAAUACAACCGGGAAAGCAGGAGAGAUGAGAUGUUGGCAUUGACAAGCACUGCUUCCAGGUUUUGCUGGAUAGGGGUAGUACUGGGUUGCACUUAAUAAGCGUAUGUAUUUCCUCAGGUGCCUCACUUGUCCCCCUUUCCACCUUUGCAAAAUGCACUCCUUCUCCACAGGAACAAACAGGGCACUCUUGUGCAAAUCUACAGUAGACGGGUUGCAAGUGACACAACUCAACAUGGACCACACCACAGAGAAUGACGAUGAGCUCUUCCGCUUUUCACAGCUGGGUGAGUGUUGCGUUCCUGGAGCAGCAGAGAAGUAAGUCUGGGAGAGGAUGGGCCUUGGUGAGCCAACAGAGCAGGGGUGGCUUUAGCUGUGGCCCUCCAGGUGUUAUUGGGCCAGAACUUGCAUCAUUCGCAGCCAGUGUGGUCAAGGGUCAACGAAGAUGGUUGGUGCCAUGGGCUAUGGGUUCCAUGCAAUAGUUCCAUUGCAACCGUGCAAUAGAGAAAAGGCUGCCAGAGAGGAGACUUUUGUGGUUAUUUCCCCACCUCUGUGGCACAUCACUAUCAUUGGUGGCUUUUGUGUUUACCAAACACAGGAGUGUUUAAAUGACCAAGUUACAGUGUUAAUGCCUCCUCUUCCCCAUAACAGGGAAUAGAUGCUGGAUAUCAGAAAUGAUCAAUAACUGAGGGAUGAGGUAGCUUUCUUACUUUUUCCUCAUACUGAAUCUGGGUGGGGAAUUGAGUCGGAGAACAAAUAAUAAAAAUAAAAACUGACAAACAAUAUACAAAAGUUUCAAAAUUAUAUAAAUAGAUGUAAUCAGCAACUAAACAAUUCUGUUGUAAGAUAAACAAGCAAAACUACAGCAACAAAUGUUAAUAUUUCCAAUUUAACUAACUUUCUAGGUAAAAACAAACAAAAAAUCUGUACAAAUUAAACAGCCAAUGCUUUUACCAACAGUUCCCACCCCAUUUUUUACUUGCAACAGCCCACUGACUCCAUCUCUACCUCUGACACAAAGAGGGCCCCAAACUGUGGCUUUUGAGUAACUUAACCUCUUUAGCGCAGGCUCUCCAAACCACCCUGGCUUUCAUGCUGAGCUGAGUGGUAUGUAUUGUUGCCCACAAGCAUUGAUUGCAAAAAAAACAAAACCCCUCCCAUGCCUUAUCCACUGUAGCAACAGUUAUGGGUUGUUGCGCAUUAACUGCCCCCUAGAGGGCGAGCUGCUAAUAAUUGGUGCAUGCUUCAAAAUAGGACAGUGGCUUACUCGCUGCCCUAAUCAAGUUUUUUACUCUUCAAAAUACUUGGCCACCUGCACCAGUUUUUUCACCAAACAGUUAUGAGACCAGCUCUGUUGGAAUCCUUGUCCAAACUGAAAUCCUGUUGAGGCCCAUAAUGCAGUAGGGGCUCGUUAAGGAGAGCCCUCCAAACUUUCUUCUCUUCACCACUGCAGCCAACUUGCACACCUGCAUCACACUCUAGUGGAGCUGUGAAUGCUACUGCUUUCUUGCCUGCUUAUUGGCUUUCUGCAGCAGCAGCUGGUGAUAACUGGUGAUGAUUUGCAAAACUCACUGUAACAGGGGCGGGGGGGGCGGGCUGUCUUGCCCAUGUUCCCUCCCAAACCUAGAGCCAGCACUGCAGCAGACUCUUCUGGCACCUUAAAAACUAACGAGUUUUUAAUAGCAUAAGCUUUCAUGAACUAGAUUCCACUUUGUCAGAUGCAGGACAUGUAAUCCUCUGUUGACAUGGGUGUAGGAAAAUAAAAUUAUAUAAUUAUUAUUACUUUUACAUGAAAUCUACCUGUGGACUGAGGGUAACUCAUCCUGCACUGUAUUCCCAAAGAAAGCUUAAGCCAAGAUGGUGGUUGAUACUGAAUCAUUCUCAUAGCGAGUUCAGUUAUGAGUCCAGUGCCUAUUAAAGAAACUGAGAUUCUUUCUUCCAAGGAAGAGCUGUGACACAAGUAGAGUUGAGUGCAGUGGGGAUUCAUCUGGCUGGCUGUCUAAUUCUGUUUUCACCAAGUGUAAAAGAUCUCAGGCUGCAUCAAAGCACCCUGACCACUUCUGAAUGCAUGUGCAGACUUCCUUUCUUGUGUGAAUAUAUUACAGAUGAAAAGCUCCUCGCUGUCCUCCAUUCCUUAGUUGAGUUUAUUCUGUCUUCCCUUGUUCAUCUGCUUUUUGUUCAGUCAAAAUGCCUGUUUAGCUGGGGGUGAAGUGGGCUUCCUCUUCUUGCCUUGGAAUGUAACUAUAGGACACAUUUUGGAUCUGCCCUGAAGUCAGUGAGCUGAUUCUUUAUCUGCAGGUUUGGAUGCAGCAAAAAUAAAACAAGUAGGAACCAUAUGCGGGCAGGAGAGUACCCGGCGCAUCGGGGAUUAUAAAGUCAAAUAUGGCUAUAGUGAUAUUGAACUGCUGAGGUGAGGCAAGACCCAAUACUUGGUCUUACUUUCCUUUCCUGUCUUUGCUUUUGAAGACAUAGCUGUCUCUGACGCUCUGUCCAGUACUAACUUAGUUCUUCUCCCUUUGCAGUGCUGCGAAAUCUAAGCCAAUCAUAGCAGAGCCUGAAAUCCACGGAGGGCACCCACUCGAUGGAGUCACGGGCUUUUUGGUUCUGAUGUCAGAAGGGCUCUACAAAGCUCUGGAAGCAGCUCAUGGACCUGGGCAAGCCAAUCAGGUAAGAGUGCCAGGGCAGCUUUAAAUUGACCUUGGAAUCCUGUGCAGGUCUUCAGGUUGACUCUGUCUGCACAGCGUACAUAGAUGCACCCAUUAUUAGAUUUCAAAUUUGCCCCAGAGUGUUUUUGCUCUCUGGGCUCAUAGUCCCCUCUGGGUAGCCCUAGGCGACAGAGAUGAGCAAGGCUAAUAGUUAUAAGUACAUAAAAUCCGUUGUGCAGGAGAAGGCCAGAGAGGUGAAGAGGAUUCCUAGGGACAACUUUUUCAGGGAAGUGAAAUCAUGUUCCUGCAGAAAAUGUUCCCUCUACUUUCCAUCCCUGCUGCCCAACCAGUGGCUCUGCCAGGGAGGAAUAAGGAGUAGGUUCUGGUCUGCCUGCUGCAUCUAUUGAACAUUGAUUCAAUAGCUGAACUAUGGGAUUCCCUCCUAUAGGAGUCAGUGACAGACACCAACUUGGAAGGCUUCAAAGAGGUUUAGACAAAUUUAUGGAGGAAGAUAAGGCUGUCAAUAACUACUAGCCACAGAGGCUACGUUCUGCCCCCACAGUUGGAGGCUGGAUGCCUCUGGAUGCCAGUUGCUGGAAAUCACAGGUGGGGAGAACGUUUUGGACUUCCCGUAGGCAUCUGAUUGGCCACCUUGAGAAUUCUGGGCUUUUGGCCUGAUCCAACACCUGAUCUUCCGUUCUUAUCCUUACAUUUAAGUCCACCAUAAAAAACUGCAGGCUUCUCCUUUCCUCCACUUCCAGUUGCAGGACAGGGAACGGAGGAGACAAGAGAAGGUAGUAUUUAUUUAAUGCUGCUUUAACCUCCCCCCAAAUAAGCAAAUGUAAAAGUUGCAACCCACAAGGGUGGACGUGAAAGCCUCCUGUAGGAAUGCAAUGAAUGCCUUCACCGUUUAAACACAAUGCAUCUUUCAAGUAGUCGAACAAAGGCACCCUAGAGGGUGACGUGUUGCAGCCUUUCCCCUAAGGCUGAUUACUUGGGUGCCCUUCAGAUGUUCUCCCAGCUGUUUAGGAGAUGCUUAUCCAUCAGAAGCUUCCAAGCAGCUUCUGUGAGAAUGUUUGAAGGGCCCAUGCGCAUGGGCAGGGCCACAUUGCAUGGUUCUUUCCCAUGGAAUCAGUCAGCACAGACUUGCUCCACCUGGUAAGAUGCCACUUCCGUGGCUGACAUCUGCCCCAGUCAACCGGGAGGUUGGGUUCUUUAAACAUUAGCCCAGCUGCGCAGGGCCUGCUUCUGUACAUGGCUGGGAGAAUAUCUGAAGCAGCAGCUCCAGUUUCCCCACCCCUGACAACUCUUUCUCUUUCUAGGAGAUUGCAGCCAUGAUUGCCACAGAGUUUGCCAAACAAAGCUCACUGGAUUCCGUGGCUCAAGCAGUCGUGGAUCGAGUGAAGCGCAUUCACUGUGACACAUACGCCAGUGGUGGGGAACGGUCCAAGUUCUGUGCUCGGCAUGAGGACAUGUCGCUGCUGGUGAGGAAUUUUGGGUACCCGCUGGGUGAGAUGAGCCAGCCCACACUGACUCCGACGCAAGGUAUGGGGGAGCUCAGUGUGCUUGUAUGGGAGAGGGCGCAAGGCAGAUCAAAACUGUUCUGCCCAACUGUGUGUGUGACAGAUAGACAGGCAGACAGGUGUGCCUGCAUUUAUGGUGAGCUUGUGGGUGCUGUAUUUGUAGUCUCUCUCACUGUGUGUGUGUGUGUGUGUGUGUGUGUGUGUGUGUGUGUAUGGAUGCCUGGGUACAUUGGCCGUGCUCUUUAUUUGCAUGUGGCCCUUGGGGAUGACUGAGCAUUAAUGAGUCAGAAAAGAUUCAUCAUCCUUGUCUUGGAGAGUGAUCUUUGCCCAUGGUGUCCCAGGAAAUUCUUCCCACUUGUAGAGGGACAGAGGUAUGGGGUUUUCUGAGAAUCUUGGCCUUCCUAGUGCUUACAAUGUUUUAUUCUGCAUGUUCAGGAGGUCGAGUUUAUCCGGUGUCGGUGCCGUACUCCAGUGCCCAGAAUACAAGCAAGACCAGCGUUACGCUAUCCCUUGUCAUGCCAUCCCAGGGUCAGAUGGUCAAUGGCGCCCACAGUAGCUCCACGUUGGAUGAAGCCACGCCCACCCUCACAAAGUAAGUGCCCCUUGCUCAGACCAGCUGUCCUUUUGCCCUCCUUUUUGCUGGAGGCAACAUUCCACUUCCUCUGUUAGCUGCUUCUUAGGCCUAGCAGUGGAGGCCUACUAGCCGUUUCACUUUUAAACCCGUAUGAUAGGGGCAGGCAAUCUGUGGUCCAAUGGCCUAAUCUCAGAAACCCUCUUUAGAUGAUGAACAAGAGUGUUCUGUCCCUCCCCCUUGAAAACAUAACCAGGUCAUUCAUAUCGGACAGAGCUCAGCUAAGAACAAGCUGCUGCCUUUUAGCUGCUUCCCAGAGAAAGAGAGGGUUGCCUGGUUGUUGCCCAGAAAAAUAGAGCGAUGGUACUGCUCUUGGCUGAUCUUAAGUGUUGCCUCCUUUGGCUGUUCAGGGAUAGGGACAAAAAUAUGAGCAUGCAAAAAAAAAAAAAGGACCCACCCUGUAUAGUUGUAGAAUGAAAAAUCAAAUCUAUUAGCAGUAUUUGCUGAAAGUUCCUCUUCAUCAUUAUAAAAAAGCAGAAGUGGCUUGGAUAAGAAAGGAGAAACUUCUCUGUGUUACACAGAGGUGCAAGAUGAGAGGCUUUUAUUAAUAGACUGUAUAUGCAUUUACAUUUUUAAUGCCCUCUUCACACUUAAAGACGUUUCCAGUGGGUGCCUCAAGCCUGCAUUUUGCAGGUUUGUGUACUGAUACAGGUGCUCACAUCAGGCAACCGGGAUUGUCUGUGAUGCUCUGUGACAGUCAACCUGGGCCCUCCCCAUGAUGUCGGACUGCAACUCCCAUCAGCUCCAGCCAGCAUGGCUAAAGAUCAGGGAUGAUGGGAGUUGUAGUCCAACAUCAUCUGGAGGGCUGCAGAUUCCCCAGAGUUGAGGGGAGAGGCCUUAGGUUGCAUUUGCUGUGUCAUUUGUGCUGACUGAAGGUUGCUUCUCUUUCUCUUUCCCUCCCUGCAGUCAAAGCCCAACAGUGACCCUCCAGUCUACCAACACUCACACCCAGAGUAGUAGCUCCAGCUCAGAUGGGGGCCUCUUCCGUUCUCGCCCUUCCCACUCCCUCCAGCCGGAUGAAGAUGGGCGUGUGGAGCCCUACGUGGACUUUGCAGAAUUCUACCGCCUCUGGAACAUGGACCACAGUGAGCAGGGAGCACUUACUGUGCAAUAA